Messenger RNA from Contarinia nasturtii (swede midge), 1572 nucleotides. Its product is annotated as zinc finger protein OZF-like. The record is from RefSeq and is a predicted model, not a curated record. Gene Ontology annotation, molecular function: DNA-binding transcription factor activity; RNA polymerase II cis-regulatory region sequence-specific DNA binding. NCBI's taxonomy places the organism in Eukaryota, Metazoa, Arthropoda, Insecta, Diptera, Cecidomyiidae. Bases 220 to 1470 code for a protein of 416 amino acids. The transcript has 6 exons. Gene Ontology annotation, biological process: regulation of transcription by RNA polymerase II.
CUCCGUCGUUUUUGUCUAACUUUGCAUAUGAAUCAAUUCAAAUGUAACGAAUUCUGAACUUCCCCUCAUUUCAUAAUGUCUAAUUUUAUCGAUUUUGUCAAAUGUCAGACGAAACGUCAUGUCGUUGCUGUCAAUGUUGUUUGUUUAUACUUGUACAUUUCGAUGUAAUGAGAAAGUUUUCUACUUUCAUUUAUUAGGUCAAGUAAAAGGUUUUAAGUGAUGGGUGACAAAUCAGAAACCGCAUGCAUUUUUGUAAGAAAUAUUCCAUCUCGUCAGAAUUUUUACAAAGCAAUGAAAUCACCAACAGAGACGCCCGACCAUUGGCUUAGUCGAAUCAAAAAAUUGGCCAAGUUAUGUGACUUCGGAAAUAGUUUGGAUUCAAUCGUUUUGGAUAAAUUCAUUACAGGAUUGGAAAAUGAAGUAAUUGAUUAUUUGUGUUUAUGUGCUGAAUGUCUUGAUAUUGAUGCUACUGUGAAAUUUAUUCAUACUUAUCAAAGUAGCGAUCAAACACAGACAAAUGACUUGGCACAUGUUUCAAACUCAAAUGACCAAAUUAUGGAUCCGUUUCAAGAGACACCAGAGGUGGUUUUUUCUGAAAUCUUGGUGAAAUACGAAAUUGAAGAAACUGAAGUAAAUAAUCGUGAUGAAGACAACGCGGAAAGUGAUUUUUCGGGCCAUUUCAACGAUGAUGAUAGCAAAGACAGUGAUUUUUUGUGUAAUGGCUCAUCGAGUUCUAAGGCAAAAAAACCGGACGAAACUACAAAAAUAUCAAAAACUAGGAAAUCAAAACGGAAAGAUGUCGUAAAAAAGUCAUCACAUGAAACUGGCGGAUCCAAAAAAAGGAAUCAAAAGAGCACUAAGAAAAAACAUAAAAAUAAUAACGAAAAAAAUCCAGAACCCAAAGACAGCACAGAAAAUCCACAGCAAAAAAACAACAUAGAAAAUUCAGAGCAGAAAACCACAGACCAAACAGAAAUCGAUCCAAAUACGCCAAAAAAGAAACGAAAAUAUAAAAAGAGAGCGAUUAAAGAAAAACAAACCUUCAAAUGUGAAAUCUGUCACUACACAUGUUUACACGAAUGUCAUUUACGACGUCACAAAUUGAUUCAUCAAAAUGAGAAAAGUUUUGUAUGUCAUAUAUGUGGCAAGGCCUUUAAUUUGUAUAUAAACAUGAAUGCACAUAUUCGAAGACAUCUCGGCAUAAAAAACCAUGUUUGUGAGGUGUGUAAAGCAUCAUUCAUGGAUAGAACGAGGUUGAAGUUGCAUAUGAGAACACACACAGGUGAAAAACCCUACGGCUGUAAAUUUUGCGAGAAAAGUUUUGCAGAUCAAUACUACCUCAAAGUACAUACGCGGUUACAUACCGGCGAAAAACCAUUCCGAUGCGACCAAUGUCAAAAGUUAUUCUCUCAAUCGAGCAGUUUGUCGGUGCAUAAGAGAAAAAAUUGUAUAGCUAGUCUGACAACGUAAAUAAAUACUCAAACACUCGCACAACAUUCAUUUAUAUUAAGAAGAGAACAUAUGACUAAGUUCUGCAAUGACGAUGAACAUAUCCGCAAUAAAAUAAUUGAA